Effrenium voratum is the source of this 2292-nucleotide messenger RNA. Lineage: Eukaryota; Dinophyceae; Suessiales; Symbiodiniaceae. The record is from the annotation of a GenBank genome assembly.
AUGGAAGGUGCACCCAGGACGGUGAGUUCUUGGCGAGAGCCGCAAGAGAACCCCGACCGCUUCUUGCGGCGCUGGUUCGUCCGCUUUCUGCAGCGCCUGGCUGGGCGGCCCACGCCCGCCGGAUCCGAGGCGCCCGAGCCGCAGCCGGUCUCGGCGGCGCGGGCGUCGUGGCGCAUCUGGCGGCGCCUGAGCUGGCAGGAGGAUCCGCUGCAGAAUGUGGGCUCGCUGCUGCACCAGGCCUUGAUCGACUUGGCCCUGACCAAGGAGCAGCAGGAGGUCUUCGAGAGGGUCGUGGCGUGCAACAAGCACUUCUGGGAAGUGGCGGUGGACGGCGUCUACGAUGGCUCUCCUCCCUGGCGGCGCCAUGUGGCCUUCAACAUGGCGCUGCUGAGGGUUUUGCAUCGGCACCAGGCAGCCCAGCGCGUCGUCGAGGCCAUCACUCAAGAGGUGGAGCCCACGCUGAGCCGCGGCGAGGCGCAGGAGGCCUUGCGGUACUGCCGCUGGACGCUGGCGGCCUACGGGGGCCGCGGGGAGCGGGACGGCUCCGAGACCUUCGACGAGCGCUCGCGCCAGGACAGGAGUUUGCCAACCUCCUCCCCGAGCUGCGAGGAGGAGCGUGUGCACCUUGCGGCUGCGAUUUGCGGACUGAGCGCAGAGAGCAUCUUGGUGUCGGAUUUGGACAACGCGAAGCAGUGCGUUGACCCGCUGUGCCCCCGCUUCCUGCUGGCCAUGGAUUCCGCCCGCUGCGAGCUGAUCCUUUCGAUCCGCGGCACCAUGUCGCUGUCGGACCUCUUUGCCGACCUCAUCGGUGACACCGAACCCUUUGCAGGUGGCCAGGCGCAUGCGGGCAUCCUGCACUCCAGCCGCCGGCUGCUGGACAGAGUCUACCCGCAUUUGAAACAAGGCUUUCACCAGCUGCAGGAGGCCGGCGGCUCCCCCCGCCUGGUGCUGGUGGGUCACUCCUUGGGCGCCGGGGUCUGCGAGCUGCUGGCGGUGCUGCUGCUGGGGGGAGCGAAGGCCGGGGAGGUGCCCUACACGCUGCCGGAGGACGUGCCGCUCCGCUGCUUCCUCUUUGCGCCCCCGCCUGUCUUCGGUGUCCAGACCGAGGAGCGGGCCUCCCACUUCGCCAAGGCCUGGGGAAAGCUGGGCAGCUUCACCUUCCGGAAGUCCAGCGCCGAUGCCGUGGACAAGGCCCGGGAGGCGUCGCUGGCCUUUGCGCUGAACUUCGACAUCAUCCCCCGGACCUCCCUGCACAAUGGCUACAAGCUCUUCCAGGAGGCCCGGCUGGUGGACGACACCGUGGACUGGGGCCAGAGCGAGGUGCUGCGCCGCCUCCGGGAGCCCAAGGUGUCCUUGGCCCAGGAGCUGCUGGAGAAGCUGUCGGCGGAGGCGCGGAAGCGCCCGGCGCCGGGGAACCCCUUCGCGGCUCAGCACGCGGUGGCGGAGCGCGUGGUGCACGUGAACCUGGUGCCAGGCGGCACCGCGGCUUUCAGCCGAUGCACGUCAUGCAGUGAGCCGAGCGCCAUCCUGAGUGCGCGGGAGCGCGGGGGUUGGCUGCAGAAGCGCUCGGACCACCUGCGCCAGUGGCGCCGCCGCUUCGCCUGGAUAGAGGAGGGCGAGCUGCGCUUCGCCCCGGGGCCUGAGGAUCCUGUGAAAACUCGAGUGCCACUCACCGCAGACAGCACUCGAGUGACGCUCCUGGGCGAGCCGAGCGCGGAGCCUUUGCCGCCUGGCAUGAACUCCAUGAUGUCCUUCCGCGCGGAGCAAAAAGAGGUGGAAGCCCCAGGCGAGGUGAAGGUGCCGAAGAACUUCCCGACGCCCUGGGCGUUGCGGGUACAGACGAAUCCCAGCUGGUCAGGCGUGGAGCAAUCGGAGGGCCUCUCAGAGAUCGCCACCUGCGAGGCGGCGGAUGUGGCGAUUUGCGCAGACACCGCCGCGGAGCGGGAUGCCUGGUUGCAAGAGCUAGCCGCUGCGGUGCGCUCCGCUCGGCGCUGCUGCAUGCGUGCCACAGUCAUGGCGCCCGAGAACUUUGGGCGCGAGGCCCUGCUGGGAGAGGGGCUCCUUGCCGACCACGACGCCGGGCGCUACGAGGUGGCGCUCGAGACCAUCAUCGACCAGCUCACAGUUGCUGAGACAGAAUCCGCCCGCGCGUCCUUGAACGCCACCACCGUGGACUUGGCCCGGGUCUUCCGUGAUAACAUCCGUGAAGACGACCUUGUUGUCAUGCGAAUGGACUGUGAAGGCGCCGAGUACGAGCUUCUGAGGCGCAUCGGAGUUCACGUGAAGCUUUAG